Molecule: messenger RNA, 7221 nt
Organism: Plasmodium knowlesi strain H
Lineage: Eukaryota; Apicomplexa; Aconoidasida; Haemosporida; Plasmodiidae
Product: conserved Plasmodium protein, unknown function
Exons: 1
Coding region: 1-7221 (2406 amino acids)
Source: RefSeq, a predicted model, not a curated record
AUGAAGGUCUGUGUUCGGAAGCAUUCGCCAUGUACGUAUGAUCACACGCGUAAGGGGAACCCCAAACGGGGUGGGGAAAUCACCUCUGCUACUGCUACACGGGGAAAAGCGUCCCUUUUUAGCCUGUGCCCACAGAAUGGCUUGAAAAAAAAAAGCUUAUUCGAUUUGGCGUUGGAAGACAGUCUUCCUCUUGGGGUACGUAAUCGACAACACCUGCGAUUGGAACAGGGAACUCACCCAUCAGUAGAGCAGUUACUACGCCUUGUCCUGCUAGAGUGGCUUAUAGAACGGCUGAUUGAAAAACUGAUUGGUGGACUUGUCUUGCACGCACUGUCAGAAGUAAAAAAUCGCAUGACGAAUUUUCUACUGCAUUGCAUCAAGAUGUAUAUGCUGUGUCUUUCUAAGCUCCUUGAUUUUACGAGCACCCCAGAUAUACGCACUUUAGGUUACGACGAUAACAAAGGCAUAAUUGUUCAUCCCACCAUACAUGAAGUUCCCCAUAGUUACAAAAAGAAAGUGAACAAUGAAGAAUAUACCAGUGGGACAUGCAGCCUGGUCAGAUCGAAUAAAAUAAUAGAAGGGCGGCAAAAAAAGUAUAAACUCCUUGUGCAAGAAAAGAAUCAUUCUUCGAGACUUAUUUUUUCACAACAAUCAAAAAUACGCGAACGAGAGAAAAUUAACCUCUCCCUUCAUCUAUUUAUAGAACGGAACGAGGAUCUCAUUUUGGAAAAUUCAUCGACCGUUUUAUGUGCAUUUUUAAAAAAAAAUGUUAUAUCAUCAAGUCGGAGAAAUGUACAAAAUAGGUACCCACGUUUAUAUAUUCAUAGGAUGAUGCAAAAUGAAUUUCAUUUUAUUUAUAGAGCAAAAGGGAUAGGCUUGUUCAUAAAAGAGUUUCCAUCAUUAAGGGGGAUGCUACACAUAAUAAUUACUUAUAAAAGGAAAUAUCCCGUUUCCUACUUAAUCGAAGAAGAGAUCAUCUUCGUCUGUUGCAUUUUGAAUACCUCUCUUGCUCAAGUGAAUGGUUCUAUUAGUUUAUUUUUUGAAGUUUAUCCACGUUUCGCAAAUGCGUAUACAAUUAGACCAUCGUAUUGUACAUGUAGCUACUUAGCACAUAGGUGCGAAGCGGGAUUGUCUGUUUUUUCCUCUAUGUUGUGUUCCUUGUGCGGGGAUAUAGAAAUAUGUAAAGACCCCUCUUCAGUAGGAACUGACAAGGAGAAAAACGAAUAUCACGAAAAAAAUGAACGUGUAAAUAAUCUCCACAGAGCGGGGGAAAGAGACAAACGAGACCGCACACAAAUUCCAUUCACCAAAAGUAGCAUUAACCACUGUGGUGGUGAACUUCAGGUGGAAUAUCCAAAGCACUCGGAUAAAACCCACAAGGUUGACAUAAAAGAACGUAGAAAAAAAAAACGUGUAGCAGUUAGCAAAUUGGUAGAGAAAACAAGUGGUAGAGAAAAGUCUUCCUCAAAUCGGAGCGAAGACGAAAGAUGCAUGACCCAAAAUAGGGACAUGAGGAAAGGCCCCCGUUGCGCGUGUGGCAAUGACGAGGGGGUCGACCAAUAUGAGGAAAACGAAAAAGAAAAUGAUAAGGAUAAUGACAACAAGGAGGAAACUAACAAGAGAAAAAGCGAAAACAGAAAUAUUAAUAAUCACAGGGACAGCAACAACGGGGAUAGACACAACAGCGAAGACAACAGCAAUAACGGUAGCGACGGUGAUGAGGAGGAAAACGAUGAUGGGGAGGAUGAUGAAGUGGAUGACGAUGAAGACGACGCUGAAGAGGAGGAUGAAGAUGGUGAUCGAAAUGAUGGGGGGGAAAAACGAGGAACCGACCCAUCUACCGUUAUCGCUGAACAGAGGGGCGAGCCGAACAAUGAAGACGAUACAUGUGAUGCAUGUGAAAAGGCAAAAGGAAAGGAGAUAAAAUCGAAAGCAGAUAAUGUUAAGAAUUGUGCUACAGAUAUACAGAGCGAUUCAAAUGAAGGAAACAAAAAAGGUAAUAACGAAGAGGAUGAAGAGAGCAACACGUUAGAUUGUCAUAAUAUUGCAAGGGAAGAUCGAACGAAUAUCAACGUGGAUGGUAGUUCCGCGCAAAGGAGUAGCGUGCCAGAUAGGGUAAAGAAGGAGGAAAACCAAAAUAGCAUCAACAGGAACAUGAAAAAGAACAUCAAUGAGGAAGAAAGUAACUCCGGAGGGGGACGCAGUGGUGGCAGGGGAGCCCACAUCAACAGAAACUGCAAGAGCGGCGAUGUAGGUAUCGACCAACCGACCGAACAACCAGCCGAGCAACCAACCGAACAACCGACCGUCGAAACCGGGAAAAACGAGAAGGAUGAAAAGAACCUCCGAAUCAUGAACAAGAUGCUCAAAAACCUUUCGUUCAUGUCAUUCAACACGGGGUUGCUCGAGUACAAAAUAUUCGGUUUAUGCAUCUACCAGAACCCACCAUUUAUUUCCAAACGCUUGCUGCACAUUCCUUAUGCUUUAAAAGAAACCAAUGCAGACAUCAUAGCGUUGCAGGAAGUAUAUGAUGAGAAGCACGUGGAGUAUUUAAAGAAACAACUGAUGGCGAAGUAUCCAUUCUGUGCGAGGGAUAAUUAUUGCAGUGACGUCUUUAAGGAAAAAUUUGGCGAUGUAAAUGUCGAAAGGGAAGACGAAUUCGAUGAAGGCAAUCGUCAGGAUGGUAGAGACGGUCCAAGUAACAGAACAGCUAAAGGUAAUAGUUACGAAAAUGGCAAACGAACCGGAACAAGCGCCAACAACCCAAACGGAGGAAAUAAAAAGGAACCGCGUUGCACAAAAAAGAAAUACUUUGCUCUUCAUCACGGAUUACUGGUAUUUAGUAAGUACCCUAUUAUCUACUCCUUCUUUCAUGGAUUCAAGCACGUAACGUAUCUGGAAUAUUUAUUCGGGACAAAAGGAUUCCUAGAAGUCGUUAUUGAUGUCCCUUUUUUUAGUUACAUUACUUUGGUGAAUAUGCAUCUAGCUAGCGGCGCCGCAGACACAGAAUCUAAGUAUAUUGAACGGGUUCGAGAUUUCGAAAUUAAGCAAAUUAUGGAAAUAGCUAGAAAUGCUGAAAAAAGAAAUACCAUCCCAAUAAUUAUUGGUGAUCUGAAUGCUGCUCCCAAUUUGUGUCCAAAUAAUUAUUCCUCCUUCAUUAAAAGGGGUUGGAAAGACGCUUGGCUCUAUGCUAGAAAUGUCAAAAAGAAAAAAACAAAACAACUCAUAGCGAAGGCAUUACCACGGCUACACAAAAAAAAACCGCGUACAAUUUCUUCCAAUAGUUGCCAUUCAUUUGGUCAUUUAUUCCCCAGGGUUGGUAGCAGCACCAGGGACCUGGUCAAAACAGAGUCCAAAAAGGAGGCCAAAACGGAGGCCAAAACGGAGACCAAAAAGGCAGAAGGGAAGGAACAAGUAGAAGAAAGAGAAGAAGAAAGAGAAGAAAAUCAUCCCAUUCAUAACAACCAAGAGGGAGUCAAAAAUAAGGAUUACGCUUACAGUAAUCAUUCUCUGAAUUUACAAAAGAGUAUCUACAUUGAGAGGCCACAGUUGUAUAAUAAAAUGGACACAAUAAAUGAUGAACUAGGGAGUAGAAGUUCCUUGCGCGUUUGCUCCACUUUUAACUGCUCCGAAAAUAACGGCAGUAUAGUUUACUCCAACUCAAUGAAAACUAUCUCUGGCUUUUCCAAAAAUUUAGAAUCCUAUGGUAGCAUAUAUUAUAGUAAGGGAUACACCAGGGAAAAGAAGAAAUGGAAUGUGGAUGACAAUUCCGUAGAAGUCCAUCCAUCGGUUUGUUUAAGCAACCUCAAUUUGGAGAAUCACGGAAACCAAAUGGACAAAAUGAAUGAUGCGAUAAAUAAACACAUGCAACUUACGAAUGUUCUUCAAAGAAAGUACUUCGGAUGCGUUUCCCAUGAAAUGACUGAGCAUAGUAGGAGUUGUGCAGUUACAAUCGUCCCCUCUAAGCGGUUGCAAAUAUUUAGUAGGAAAGUUGCAAAAACAGUUUCAAAGACCAUCUGGAGAAGAAAAGGAAAUUUUCUUCCCGCCAAUUACAAAAGAGUGAAGUAUCAUCAUAGAAAAGGACGCACCAGAGCACUUCACCAAAAAGAGCAUUUUCUCCACCUCAAUCAGAUUAUAUCCAGUGGCAAAAAACACACGCUUAAUGGAGUUGGCAAUUGGAACCCUUUACAAAGGGGAGACAUUCUUCACUGUAGCAUUAUCCCAAAUUCCAGUACUCCCGGUUGGAAGUAUAACCCUUCGGAUGUAGUUCCAGAGAAAAAGAGGGGAAUACAUAUUCCCACUGUCGAAAUGCAUUAUAGACAAAUAUCCUCCAUUAGUAGUGGGGGCGAUGAUGUGUUAGGUCAUCAGGAAGGAGACCAUGAUAUGUUAGAAAGUACAGUCCAUGUGAACAAGGCACAAGAUGACCGUUUUAACCACCCCACGGAGCAGACAUGUAGCCUCAAGUGCUACGCAGAUAAGAGAGUUAAGGAGGACAAAAAGGAGAGACAAAGGAAUAUACAAAGUUGCUCCACCUGUGAUGUGUUCAAAAAGGAAGACAAAAUGGAUAAUAUCACAAUAACCCCGAAAUGCACUCUACGCACUAAAGGCGAUGGAGAAAAAUUGAACACCCUAAUGGAGGAAGAUGGCAGUGAAUACCAUGCCGCGACAAAUAUACACCACCAUUAUAACAGCGACCAGAAUUUAUUCUCCAGUGACAUAUCUAGUGAGAGCAACCACUCGUAUACGGAUCUGUAUGAUGAUGAGGAGGAAGCCAACUGGUUCAGUGAUCGAAGUUCGAAUGCGUCGAGGAAUGAUCUACAGGAAAGAAACGAAGUGCGUGUUCCAGUCGAGAUGCACCCCUGCGGAGUGGUCAACUGUAUGGCAGAGGAAGGAUUCACAAAUAGGGAGAUAAUGGAUAAGGUACCAGAAACAGAGACGAUGAAAGAAUUUCACACUUCGGGAUGUAACCAACUGACUGAUAAGAAAUGCACAAAACGAGAAGACAAAAUUAUGACACACUGUGUACCACCUCUAGAAAUGGAAGAAAAAGGCAGAGAGGAUGAGAGUACACCCCUGAUUCAUGCUGAGGACACUAUCCCGGUGAGAAUGUCGAAAGAGAAGGGUGAUGGCACCUCGAACCACACUCAAAUGCACAGAGAAAAAGAUUCCAAGGUGAGUGAUACAAUUACAUUCUAUAAAAAUCAGUUAAAUGAUCAUAAGGAAAAAGUACGCAAUGUGGAUGAGCAGUGUCCAAACCAAUUGAGUACACAAAAUCCUUUUAGCGCUUUUUUGAAAGAGGAAUUGACGGCGAUGGGGCAGACACAGGAGGAAGACUCGGUGCUGAGUGAAAUGGGCACAAGAAGGGACGACAAUGAAAACUGUUGCAACGGCCAGGUGGAAAAUCUACCAUGCACAGGUACUUACCCCUCUGAAGAAAAUGCCAAUAUCAAUACAAACGAAAAGAAGAAGAAGAUUAGUAAGUUAGCCAAGAAAAUAAAACAGAUGAAAAAAAAAAUCUUUUAUAACAUUUUGAGGAAUUAUGAAAGGCACCAUGAUGGCGGGGUUGAAAGAAGGACGCUCUUGAAGGGAAAUAAGGGAGAGUCAAAAAAGAAGAAGCAGGAGACAGAAGAGGGGAACUCAUUUAUAUUGGAAAAUGUUAAGCGAAAAAACAAAAAAAAACAUCAUCUCAUUCAUUCCCUAAAAGAAGGGGAGCACACUGAGAAGGAAACUAACUGCAAAGGAGAGGCAACCCCAGGGGUAAAUCACUCACCCAGAAGUGAUGAAUCCAAUUCGCUGGAAAACCAAUUGACGAAUACGAAAGGGAAAAAUGAUAGCGACAAGUUCCUACACUUCACCAAAAAAUGCUACAACAGUAGAACAGAAGAAGCGCUGAAAAAAAACAUUUUCUAUUUCAUCAAAAAGUUAAAAUUUAAAACGGCAAACAAAUUAAAGCAGAAGUUUUGUACAUGUGCAAAAAAUGUAAAGGGUAAUCUAGGUGAAGAAAAGAAACUUCUGCUAAUGGAGAAGGAACAGAAAGGUGAAUCUCAACCGCUUCACAGAACAUGCCCCUUCGUCCAGAAUAAUUCAAACCCCCCAAGGUCCUUCAGUAGCAUAAAACUGCCAGAGGAUUUUAUAAAAAUGUGUGAUUGUUCUCCGCUGUCAAAAAAGGAAAGAAAUCAAAGGAGUAAAAAUUAUAAUCGGGGAAAAGCACCGAGUAGGGAGGGUCAAGAAAAUUACUCAAAGAGCAAAAAAUAUUUCAUUUUUAAGAGAAGGCAGAAAGAGGAAAAGGAUAAAUAUCACUUGAUGGAGAAUAUCAAUGAAGGAAGAAUAUCCUUGGGUAACCACAACUGUGUAAAUGCCAACCUCAAUUCGUCAAAAAAUAAAAAAUGUACACAUGAGUGCAGCAGUGUACGCGGCGGAGAAUCCAACCAAGGACAAUUGCACAACAAGAUGAAGUUUAGUAUAAAAAAUAAAAACUUUUUUAAAUUUAGAAACGAAGAAAACAUUUCUAGUGACGAAUUUACAUGGGACCCCCUAAAUCCGCUGAAUGUCAUUGGGCCCCAUUCCAGGUGUAACGGACUGAGAUGCGAUUAUAUUUUCUUUCCUCCCAUCAGUUACAAUAGGGGAAGGGGUGCCAAGGGAGGAAAGAACGGCACAGCUGAAAAAGAGAAAAUUGGCCAAAAGGGAAAACUAAGUGAAGCAGAAAAGACAGAUGAAGCAUAUAAGAUAGGUGCGGUUAAAUCCCAGCCAAGUGUACACAUAACUGAAAUGCCUGACGAUGAACAACUCGUGAUGGAUCAGGAAAAAGCCCCAAAGCGGUCAAACAGCUUCACCGAUCCAGUAGGUGAUAAUUGCCAAAAUCAGGAUUUCCCCAAUUUCGUUUUGAACACGCAAAAUAAUGUCUUCACUGACACACGCAACGAAAGAGACAGAAAGGAUCAUGAUCACCAGGCGAAGGGGAAGCGGUACGAAGAAACUCUUAAUCUAAAAAAAUCUAACGACCUAAAAAUUUUGAAGCAUUACUAUAUUAAGAGUGCCAAGAUACUUUUUAAUGAACCCUCUGUCAUGGUCCACACGAACAGGAAUCAGAAAAACUCCAAUUGCUGCUACUCCUUUUGUAUGAAAAUAAAGAAUGUACAUUUUGUGACAAUGUCUGACCAUUAUGCUAUUAAGAUAGAUUUGAGGCUAAAGAAGAAUCAUAAAUUUGGUCGGAAUGACUAG